This is a messenger RNA of Perca flavescens (yellow perch), 1016 nucleotides long. RefSeq names its product proprotein convertase subtilisin/kexin type 1 inhibitor, like (gene pcsk1nl). The transcript has 6 exons. Bases 18 to 1016 code for a protein of 332 amino acids. Lineage: Eukaryota; Metazoa; Chordata; Actinopteri; Perciformes; Percidae. The record is from RefSeq and is a predicted model, not a curated record. Gene Ontology annotation, biological process: negative regulation of endopeptidase activity. Gene Ontology annotation, molecular function: endopeptidase inhibitor activity.
UUCAGUCAGUCAGUAGCAUGGCGUCUCUCAGGCUCCUGCUGCUCAGCACCGCUCUCAUCCACACCACCCAGUCUCUCCCUGCAGCUCGCGGUGGGGGGCGUGGCCUGGACGUCUCCGUGAGCGCGCUCAGACGCCAGCGCAGAGACCUCCGUAACCUGUUGCCCUAUGAGGACCAGAUGUUGACAUAUCCCGCCACUCAGAGAGGAGCUGGGGCCAACAACCUGUACUACCAAUCAGAUGACUGGAGGGGGCGGGGCAUGGACCAGGCUCUGCAGCGAUUGGUGGAGAGGGACCAGAGGCGGGAGCAAGACGAGGAGCAGAGAGCAGCCUACAUGGCGGCGAUGCUCCGCCUCCUGAGCGAGGCAGAGAGCGCGGGAUUGGUCGGCCCGGGCGACGAGGACGAUCGGGGGCCACAGGGGGACUUCCAGGGCCCGGCCCCGGCAGACUACGAUGAGACGGGAAGGGGGCUGAACAUGGGGAGGCCCCCGGCCGCCUGGUGGGGCCUCGUUGAGCCCCAGCUGGCUCAGGCUCUGCUGGACAGAGCCAGACAGGAGAGACUUCAGCAGGCCGGACGACUUUCAUCAGGACCCAACAGAGGAGGAGACCAGGGCACUCUGAGACAUCUGGUUGCUAGGUUACUGUCCAGCAUGGACCCUAGCGACGCCGCGGCGAUGUCAUCCGGCCGCCGCGCGAGGAGGGACCUGUCCGUCGCGUCACCCGAACCCGUUGGCUCCGCCCACCGGAGGACCCGCCGUUCCCUUGACGACGUGGCUCCUCCGUCGCCCAGCAACGCCCCGCCUCUGCUCCGAGUGAAGCGGCUGGAGGAGGAGGAGGAGGAGGAGGGGGAGGAGGAGCUCCGCCCCCCCGCCGGGCUGCAGAGGAUGAAACGCAUCGACACCAUGGCAACCGCCGGCGUGGAAGAACUGAAUCAUGGGAGUCGUAGGCGCAGGAGAGCCGCCCUGAACUACGACCCCCAAAUACUCAUCGAUCAGAUUCUGGACUACAUGAGGGAGUAA